Molecule: messenger RNA, 3526 nt
Organism: Cavia porcellus (domestic guinea pig)
Lineage: Eukaryota; Metazoa; Chordata; Mammalia; Rodentia; Caviidae
Gene: Stk40
Product: serine/threonine kinase 40
Exons: 11
Coding region: 213-1520 (435 amino acids)
Biological process (GO): protein phosphorylation
Molecular function (GO): ATP binding; protein kinase activity
Source: RefSeq, a predicted model, not a curated record
AGUGCGUCACUUCCGUUGUCAGGUGGCGGCGCCGCAGCCAUGGAGGGAGGCGGCGGCGGUGGCGACUCGGGUGGCUACGCUGGGAGGCUGCGGUAAGCGGCUUGCACGCCCCCGGCCCGGCCCCGGGUCCCCGGGACGGAGCGCCGAGCGGCCCCGGCUCCGGGCUGCGGACUAUGGGCGAGCAGCGCUGACCACCCCGGGAAGAGCUGAGAAUGAAGCGGAGAGCAUCAGACAGAGGAGCUGGGGAAACGUCUGCCAGGGUAAAGGCUCUAGGGAGUGGCAUUUCCGGAAAUAAUGCAAAGCGAGCUGGACCAUUCAUCCUUGGUCCCCGUCUGGGCAACUCGCCAGUGCCAAGCAUUGUGCAGUGUUUGGCAAGGAAAGAUGGCACGGAUGACUUCUAUCAGCUGAAGAUCCUUACUCUUGAGGAGAGGGGUGACCAAGGCAUAGAGAGCCAAGAGGAGAGGCAAGGCAAGAUGCUGCUGCACACCGAGUACUCUCUGCUCUCUCUCCUACACACCCAGGAUGGCGUGGUGCACCACCACGGGCUCUUCCAGGAUCGCACUUGUGAAAUCGUUGAAGACACAGAAUCCAGCCGCAUGGUUAAGAAGAUGAAGAAGCGCAUCUGCCUUGUCCUGGACUGCCUGUGUGCACAUGACUUCAGCGACAAGACUGCCGACCUGAUCAACCUGCAGCACUAUGUCAUCAAAGAGAAGAGGCUCAGUGAGCGGGAGACAGUGGUCAUCUUCUACGACGUGGUGCGCGUAGUGGAGGCCUUGCACCAGAAAAACAUUGUGCACAGAGACUUGAAGCUCGGGAACAUGGUGCUCAACAAAAGAACGCAUCGGAUAACCAUCACCAACUUCUGCCUCGGGAAGCAUCUUGUGAGCGAAGGGGACCUGCUGAAGGACCAGAGGGGGAGCCCCGCCUACAUCAGUCCGGACGUGCUCAGCGGCCGGCCGUACCGCGGCAAGCCCAGUGACAUGUGGGCCCUGGGAGUGGUGCUCUUCACCAUGCUGUAUGGCCAGUUCCCCUUUUACGACAGCAUCCCACAGGAGCUCUUCCGCAAGAUCAAGGCUGCAGAGUACACCAUUCCUGAGGACGGGCGGGUCUCUGAGAACACUGUGUGUCUCAUCCGGAAACUGCUGGUCCUUGACCCCCAGCAACGCCUGGCUGCCACUGAUGUCCUAGAAGCCCUCAGUGCCAUCAUCGCAUCAUGGCAGUCCCUGUCUUCUUUGAGCGGGCCUUUACAAGUGGUUCCUGACAUUGACGACCAGAUGAGCAGUGCAGACAGCUCCCAGGAGGCGAAGGUGACAGAGGAGUGCUCUCAGUAUGAGUUUGAGAACUACAUGCGGCAGCAGCUGCUGCUGGCUGAGGAGAAGAGUUCCAUACACGAGGCUCGGAGCUGGGUCCCCAAGCGGCAGUUCGGCAGCGUGCCCCCCGUGCGACGGCUGGGCCAUGACGCACAGCCCAUGACCUCCUUGGACACAGCCAUUCUGGCACAGCGCUAUCUGCGGAAAUAGUGGCCUCAGCCAGGGGCAGCUAGCCCCAGCGCCACCUCUUCUGGCCCCCAGCCCAAGGCCUGGCUGUCAGGGCUGGGUCCUGUAGUGCUGGACUCCCCCAGGCCGCAGUGGGGACAGGGCAGGGACAGGGACAGCCCAGGUCACACAUGGGGUCAGCAGAGGUACACAAAGCUACCUUUUGGAAUGAUUGCUUGAUUGUUUGGUUUUUUAAUCUGAGAGGCGUAGAUAACUAAUCUGCUUUUAAUCAUGACAUUUUAAUCUACCUCUGUCUCUUUAACCAUGCUGUCUCUGGACUGAGUGACGGGAGGAGGAGGGAGCCCACCCAGAUGCCCCAGGCCCUGACCCAGCUGGCCAGCCAUGGGGGCCACUGCUCCCCACAGUCCAAAUAAGCUGAAAGUGCAGCUCGCUGCUGGCUCCCAAACUGAAUGCCCACCCUUCCUACUGUCCCAGCCCCUCCCACAGUCCACGCUACCCAUCUUCUGACCCCAGCCCCUCAGUCCAAGCUUUGGAAAACCUCCCCUUCAUCUGACACCCAAUUAAAAUAUAUUUAUUUUUUUUUUAUAGACCCAACUUCCCUCCCAUUUCUAGGUGGCCCAGCUCUUGGCCACACUGCCCCACCCUGGCAGUACAGCAGGGUCUAAGCCCCCACUUGGCCUCCCUCCCAGCCCCUCUCUGCUCCCAGUCCCCAGCUCUGUCUGUUUCUGAUGAUGGGAGACCUUUCUAGACUUGGCUCUUUCUUUCGUCUCAGUAGCUUCUCUGAGGUGCUGCAUGAUUGUCCUGUUUCCUCCAUCUUUCACAUGUACCCAGGUAACCAGGUAACGUGGAUGCACAAUGUGAAGGGAGCCUGUGGCCGGGCUGGGGAGGCACACUCAGGGCCUGGCCCAGGACAUGGCCCUGCUCAUAUGCUCUCACUCCUGCACCCCACUGCGUUCUCAGAACAAACAGUGGGGCAUCGCCCCGCCUGCCCCUGCUCCGGAGAAUGCCCCUCCACGGCAGGCAUUAGCCAGGGCCUUCCUGGGGCUGGGAGACGAGGAGGUAGGGGGAGAAAUGUAGGUAUUGAGGUGCUGCUCUGCCUGGCUUGAGAACAGCCCUGCUACCCUUUGAGCCAUGAUUUUGAAGUGGAUGCCAGUCUUGCCAGAAAUGCUGUUCUCACCAGAAUGCCCUGCCCUGUCCCCCUCCUCACUGGACUUGGCCCUGCCCAGUGUCAAGCAAGGACUCUUCCCUGGACACCUACCCUCCAUGUGUCUUCUGCAAGGCCGAGUGUCUCUUCAGGCAUCCCCAGGCCCUUCUUGCCUGUCCUUGCUCCUCACUGUGUUUCCCAGAGCGUGAGCUGCCUCCAACCCCCAAAAUAGCUGACUCACUGUGAGUGACAUUGGGCAAGUUCCCAAACUUCCUUGUGCCUCAGUUUCCCCAUCUGGAAAAAAUGGGGCCACCUCUUGCCAGCAGUAGCAGGGCCGCCCAUCCCCCUUCUUCCCCAUGUCCCAAUCCUGCACUUGGGCGCCUCCUGCCUUGCCUCAGUGGGUCUGCGGGAGCACCCAGCUCCGCUUCUAGCUCAGCCAUCGGCCACUGAGAGCCAGGGCACGGUGCUGUGCUCUUUUCUAUAUUUAUUUGAUAAAGUCUCCUAAAGGAGCAGAAAUGUGGUCGGCCUGGACUCCCAGCCCUGGGCCUGUCCUCCGGUGAGGCUCGGGCCUGGCCAGGGCUUGCCAUGUUGGGGCCCACUUUCCAUGUGUGGUCUUUCUCCUCCUUUUCCAAGCAAUAUCCUCGGGUCUGCACAGCCUGUCAGAUAGACUGGUUCCUCCCAAGGGGAGCCCAUGAGUCUGAUGGCCUUUCUGGAGACGCAGAUGAGAGGAGGUUGAGUCUGCCCUCACUGGUGUCACACACUGAGAGAAGUCCUAUUGUAAAGAAAACAAAAUGGAAAAUGUCACAAAAAUGUUUGUAUAAAGACAUAUUUUUGUACUACAUGGGGACUCUACCUGCAUGUCAGCAAUAAAACUUCCUUGUCUGGA